This is a messenger RNA of Solanum verrucosum, 1086 nucleotides long. Its product is annotated as probable sugar phosphate/phosphate translocator At4g32390. Gene Ontology annotation, molecular function: antiporter activity. Lineage: Eukaryota; Viridiplantae; Streptophyta; Magnoliopsida; Solanales; Solanaceae. The transcript has a single exon. Bases 19 to 1086 code for a protein of 355 amino acids. The record is from RefSeq and is a predicted model, not a curated record. Gene Ontology annotation, cellular component: endosome; trans-Golgi network; Golgi apparatus.
CCGUCGUGAACUGCCACCAUGAUGGCAAAAAACGCCACCCUUUCCGGCGGAGUACUGAAAAAAGUAAUUCUUUCGUAUACUUACUUAGCAAUCUGGAUUGUCCUCUCCGGCACUGUCAUUGUAUACAACAAAUACAUUCUUGAUAAAAAGCUUUACGAUUGGCCUUUUCCAAUUUCUCUAACAAUGAUUCACAUGGGUUUUUGUUCUUCUUUAGCUUUCUUCCUCGUACGUAUCCUCAAAUUCGUCGAACUUUUCACCUUAUCCCGCAGAGUAUAUUUCACUUGCGUUUUACCCAUUGGUGCCCUUUACUCUCUUUCACUCUGGCUAUCAAAUUCUGCUUAUAUUUACCUCUCUGUUUCCUUCAUUCAAAUGCUUAAAGCCCUAAUGCCAGUUGCUGUUUACACAAUUGGGAUUUUGUUGAAAAAAGAGAGUUUUAAGAAAUCCACCAUGUGUAAUAUGUUGGCAAUUUCAAUUGGGGUUGCUAUUGCUGCUUAUGGUGAAUCAAAGUUUGAUUCUUUUGGGGUUUCACUUCAAUUACUCUCUGUUUUAGUUGAAGCAACUAGAUUGGUCUUGAUUCAAAUUUUGUUGAAUUCAAAGGGAAUUAAGUUAAACCCUAUUGCUACAUUAUACUAUGUUGCUCCAAGUUGCUUUGUUUUCUUGUCAAUUCCAUGGGUUUUUGUUGAACUUCCAGUUUUUAAAGAAAGGGGUUUUGGUUUAGAUUUUGAUUUUAUGGUUUUUGGUACUAAUUGUUUGUGUGCAUUUGCAUUAAACUUAGCUGUGUUCUUGGUUGUUGGAAAUACUUCAGCUUUAACAAUGAAUAUUGGUGGGGUUGUUAAAGAUUGGCUGCUUAUAGCAUUUUCUUGGUCUGUGAUUAAGGAUAGUGUGACUCCAUUGAAUUUGGUUGGAUAUGGGUUAGCAUUCUUGGGAGUUGCUUAUUAUAAUCAUCAGAAAUUGCAGACAUUGAAGGCAAAAGAAGCAGAAAAGAAGUGUCAGCUUCAGCAGGAUGAUGAAGAAGAAGGUGGAGGACUAUUGUUGACUGAAAGAGAACAGAAUGGUACAGGGGAGAAGGGUGAUUCACAGUACUAA